AUGCCGUCGCGUCGAUCCCACUCCAAAUCUCAUCACGGCUGCACGCAGUGCAAGCGGCGCCAAAUAAAAUGUGAUGAAGCCCGGCCGGUCUGUGGUUCCUGCCGCAGGAAACAGCUUCCGUGUGAUUUUCAGAGCUUUGCGCCCCAGAGCUCCCCACAUCCGUCAAUUGCCGAUGUCAUUCUAGAGCGUCCAAGCAGUUCUGUGCUCCCACUGCUGGACUUGGAGCUGUUGCAUCACUGGCAUACGGCGACAGCCAGCUACCUAGCGGAUGCUAAGCCGCUGCAGGAUGUCAUACGCACCGCCAUGCCACAGGAGGGGUUGGCGAACCCUUUCCUAAUGCACAGUGUUCUGGCAGUUUCUGCCCUUCACCGGGCGCACAGUGGGCCCUUGAACCAUGGCCAGAUGUACUUUGAGGCCGCCACGAUACAUCAUAGCCGGUCUCUGGCAUUGUGUACCCCUUUAUUCAAGAACAUUACCCGCCAAAACUGCCACGCCCUGUUUGCGCUGUCUUGCCUGGUUCCGGUCUUUGUAUUCGCGUCCCGGAGCCCAAGAAAAAACCCGAAAAUCUGGAGUCUGAUCGAAGUGAUCGAAGCGUUCAGACUGAUUCGUGGGGCGGCCUCCGUCGUGAACCAGGCCAGAUCGUGGAUCGAACAAGGACCCUUGCAUCCCUUGCUGCGGGUUGGUCAGUGUCAAAGGCCAAUAGCAACAGCGGCAGAACGGUGUACUCUGGCUCUGUGCGCGCAGUUGCAGUCACUGGACCUCAAUCUGCCGCAAGCGGGGCCCUCAUUGGACUCGGAGCUCUUUAACCCGGCGCUGAACGGCUCGAACAAGAACCUCUUAGAUCUACUUCAACUCUAUCUGCAAAGCGGAGACUCGCGGGCCAUCAUGGCCUGGCCAGUCGUGGUCGACCUGUCUUAUUUUGACUGUCUGCUUCGCAAAGAACGGAUAGCACUCCUCACCCUUGCGUUUUACGGGCGCUCCUUGCAGAUACUCUCGGGGCAUUGGUGGUUAGAAGGCUGGGGGGAGCUUUUGCUUAAGCUUGCUAGAGAUCAUCUACCAGGGGCGGACAAAGAGCUGCUCAACCGAAUCGAUGUACCAACGUAA
Aspergillus lentulus is the source of this 1104-nucleotide messenger RNA. Its product is annotated as Zn(II)2Cys6 transcription factor domain-containing protein. Gene Ontology annotation, biological process: regulation of transcription by RNA polymerase II. Lineage: Eukaryota; Fungi; Ascomycota; Eurotiomycetes; Eurotiales; Aspergillaceae. The record is from RefSeq and is a predicted model, not a curated record. Gene Ontology annotation, molecular function: DNA-binding transcription activator activity, RNA polymerase II-specific; zinc ion binding.